Molecule: messenger RNA, 3672 nt
Organism: Entelurus aequoreus (snake pipefish)
Lineage: Eukaryota; Metazoa; Chordata; Actinopteri; Syngnathiformes; Syngnathidae
Product: serine/threonine-protein kinase 33-like
Exons: 15
Coding region: 164-1507 (447 amino acids)
Biological process (GO): protein phosphorylation
Molecular function (GO): ATP binding; protein kinase activity
Source: RefSeq, a predicted model, not a curated record
CCGGAAGGCUCGAGAACACCUCCUGCGUCGUCGUAUGUCCCUCUUCCUUACCCGUAGUCACCCCAUGUUAGAAAACGUUCAAAUAUGAUGUCUUUCGCAAGGAACAAACACUGUUAGGUUUUGACAUCUGUGCUUGUACUGUCGGCUGCUCGGCUACUUUUGGAUGGCCGAAGCAGCGUUUAGUGGGUUAGGGAAAAACACAGCAUCAAGAGGCAUCGCAGAGAGGGAAGUGCCUCACAUACGUCUGGUUGGUGAUUCCGAUGUGGAGGAAAUAUACGUAUUUGGAAAAAAGUUGGGCCACGGUAGUUAUGGGGUGGUGUAUGCAGCCACACACAUUAAAACACAGAGCCGAUGGGCCAUCAAAACUGUUUGCAAGGCAGAGCCAGGAAGUACAAAAAUCAAAAUGCUGGAGCAGGAAAUCAAAAUACUCAAACAUGUGUACCACCCUCACAUAUUACGUUUGGAGGAAAUCUAUGAAACUGCUCAGAUGACAUAUUUGGUUACUGAGCUGUGUGUUGGAGGGGAACUGAAGCAGGCUUUACAACAGAAAAAGUUAUUUCCAGAGGAGGAAGCAAAACACAUCAUCGGCUGUUUAGCUGACGCCAUCACUUACCUUCACAAAAAAAACAUAAUGCAUCGGGAUUUGAAACUUGAGAACAUUCUUGUGAAAAACUCUCUUGAUGAAUGUAAUGGCAAGCUUGAUAUCAAGGUGGCAGACUUUGGAUUAUCAGUGAAGACCUUGGGUGUUGGAAGUGAAAACAUUCUUUUUGAAGUUUGUGGGACUCCAAUCUAUAUGGCACCUGAAAUGAUGAGCCAACGUGGAUACACACACUGGAUUGAUAUGUGGAGCGUUGGAGUCAUUACGUAUAUUUUGCUUUGUGGGGAGCCUCCAUUUGUGUCCAAAACAAAAGAAACCCGCCUUAAGGAGAUUAAAACAAUAGGAGUCAGAUUUUCCUCAUCUAUCUGGGACACAAUCAGUGAUGCAGCAAAAACAGUAGUGACGUGCCUCCUGAAGGCAAACCCUGCAUACCGCAUGUCAGCUAAUCAGCUGCGGGACAACUCGUGGAUUACAGGGGACACUAACACGCCCGCAAUGCCCCUCAAUGCACUCGAGAUGAUGCACAACUUUCACGAGCAGGAGAAGAGUACACAGGAGCCUGAAGAAAGCCAGAACUGCGAUUCGGUUGCCAGGACCGCUUCACCGGCUUCAUCACAGACUGAAAGCAACAGCAUGAGUCACUCAGAUCUAAGUGACACUUCCUGCACACCUUCAACAUCCACUAAGCUGACAAAACAAGAGUGCAGUAGUCAUCAUCUACAGGACAAAUGUAAAAGCUCGUCUUCAGCCCCAAAUCAUCCCACCACCCCACAGACUGGUGGGAAACCCUGCAAACAGUCGAGUGUAAAGUCACGCAAGUCUCAGCGUAAGAAGGACGUCAGCGCGGUGCAGAAAGCAGCCUCCCAUCAAAAUAGCCACAGAUCACCACCACCCACUGUAAAAGUAUGACUAACAAAGACAAGAGAUGCCUCACAUGACAGGGAAGAAAGUUGAUUUAGUGUUUUGUUUUAUUAUUAGUAGUUGGUGAUGUGUUUUGCACAUCGAAUGAUAUGGAAGUGAAUGUAUAGUGCAAUCUUGGUCACGAGUAGAUACACCGGUGAUGGCAGUGCCAAAUAAGUUUGUUAUACUCUCAGCAGCCACUGUACAUCUCGCCACAUUCAAUACAAGAGCUGCAUCUUUAUGAAGAUAGCACUCAUUUGAAUCUGCAUUGUCAGAGCUAUUCAUUUAAUAAUGUUUAUUAUUGCAGUUCCAUUUUGGAGCUUUGUACAUUGUGUACAACAUUCUACUCAGAGCUGAUUUCUUAGGUCAUUAGCUCUUAUUGGAAGCUGUUGCAAAUUAUGCCCCAUAUACACAACUCGAAACCACAACCAAAAUGUUGAGGUGUACCUAGUAAUAUGGCCAGUAUAAAAUAUAUUUAUUGUAGGAAAGCAGUUCAAAAAUCUAUGAUCUCCUGCCUGUACUGUCCUGUUUGUGCCAAAGGGACGUGGUCUGUUGGACUGAGCUCUACUGCACAAAUGUUUACUUCUAUACCAAUAGCUGUUACCAGGCUGCCCAAACAAUACAUGCGUUUGUGGAGCACUCUUUAAUGUAAUCAAAAAGGCAGAAAAAGCAACAAUGGUGAAAUAUCUGUUUUUAGUUUUUAAGCAGCAAAUUGGAGUCAGAAAAGUCACACGUCAAAGGUCUGUCCUUAUGUGGGCUCUGUAUCGAGGAUGUCGUUGUGGCUUGUAUAGCCCUUUGAGACACUUGUGAUUUAGGGCUAUAUAAAUAAACAUUGAUUGAUUGAUUGAUUGAUAAUCUUUGAUAUUAAAGUGUGAAUGGCAAUUCGGAAUGGAACUGCUGGCACUGAGGUAUUGUCCUUCAAAUCGAGAAAAAAUAUUAAAUGAAUGAUGGUAUGACAAAAGAUGGCUUAUGUAGAAGAAAAUAAAAUUCAAAUCAGUACAAGGUACAACUUUUAAUUAUACAUAUUAAAGUUCUCCUAUUAUGGAAAAUGUAUUUUGAAAACAUUCUGACAGUAAUUUGUGUAUCUGCUUUACUUUGUGAUUCCACUUUUAAAAGUCAGUUUUAUGAGGUCGCGAAGGAAGAACCUACCUCAUGGACAUGAUUCUUCAUCUGACUUGCCCCGAGCAAGAUAAACCUGCUUUGUGUUUAUACGCCCACAACUUGAUGGAGGACAGCUUGCUGUAAAACCGGCUUCGCUACACAUUGUAAAGUAAAGCCUUAUGCUCUGCCAACUAUGCAUCAAUCUGCUACAGAUGUGUGAACUGUAAGUUUGAUCAUUUAGUUUUUUAAAUGCUGAAAUGUUACCAUUGUGGCUCACAUAGCUAUGCUAGUGUUGCUAAUAUUUCUGUACUCCUUUUCCAAUUCUCAAUGUUACGUUGUUGCUCCUUUUACUGUCGGGGUAACUAAAUCUGUGAGUCAUUUUGAUUGUGCAUAAAAUCCUACUCAACUGGAGUGAUACCACUCACGACAUCUAUUACGUUGGACAAGUGCAGUUACAGUGUGUAUGUAAAAAGUCUUAAGUGCUUAUUUGAGCCACACACUUUGUCAGAGAUAGGAACAGACAGCUCACUAGCAUUUAAACAGUCGUAGUUAGAAUUUACGGCUAAUGUAGCUCGCCGAUAUGUUACUACGCUAGAGUAGAGUUCCUCAGUGUUCGCUCUUAUAACAAUGUCGCUACAGCUUGGUUAUUAUACAGCUUACAGAAUGUAAAUUAAGUAUUGUUGACGGUUUUUGAAUGCAUUUUUAAAGUGAUUUAGAGGUAGAAAUGAUUGCUCCCAUUAGCCCCAUUGCUAGCCGCCUAGAAGAGACGAUUUUUACACGUUAGAAUGCAAAAAAACCCAAAAACCUUUUGUCUUCUUGUCCCUCAUAAAGAUUGUGAACGAUAGGCAAAAUAAAAAAUAAAAAAGUGCAGUUCCAAUUUAAAGUACCAGUAGAGUUGAAAAACAAGUUGACUUUUAAUGCUUAUUUGUGUUUCAUUGUUUCUAUUAAACCAUAUCCAAUUGUAUUUAUAAUCCGCAAAGUAUUUAAACACCGUUUUAACAUCACAAAAUGCCACAAAUUCAGUCAGCCAUUUUGAAUAUUGCGCUCGAAAUACCUUCGACUAUUUUUGGAGA